Suncus etruscus (white-toothed pygmy shrew) is the source of this 559-nucleotide messenger RNA. RefSeq names its product cytochrome c oxidase assembly protein COX14. Lineage: Eukaryota; Metazoa; Chordata; Mammalia; Eulipotyphla; Soricidae. The record is from RefSeq and is a predicted model, not a curated record. Gene Ontology annotation, biological process: mitochondrial respiratory chain complex IV assembly. Gene Ontology annotation, cellular component: mitochondrion. Bases 2 to 364 code for a protein of 120 amino acids. The transcript is spliced from 2 exons.
CAUGCGCGGCGUCGGCGUGACCGGAGGCUGCCAGCAGGGGGCGCUGGUGGGAGCGAGCGGGCCUGCCUGCUACCUGGUCCCGGGAAGCGCCUCGUCCCGCUGCUCUCCGGCUGCAGACCCCGGAGCCCAGAGGUCACGGGCCGCCACCUCCGCCGCCUGUGCAAGCCCGCAGGCGCCUCCCGGUGACAACAUGCCUACUGCCAAGCAACUAGCAGACAUUGGUUACAAGACCUUCUCCAGCUCCAUGAUUCUACUCACCGUGUAUGGGGGCUACCUCUGCAGCGCCCGAGCCUACCGGUAUUUCCAGCGGCAAAGCUCCCAGAGACAGGCUGCAGAAGAACAGAAGACCUCAGGAGCCUUGUAAACAAGGGAGUUUUUUUCCUCUGAGCAGAGAGCCUGAGACAUGCUGUGGGGAGACCUCACCUGCAAUUAUUUCCAAAUGAGAGAACUAGGACUGUAAUGGUUUUCAGAUGAUCAUGCUUUACCCAACACUGCUAGAUAUGGGAGGUUAUCAGAUCAUAUCAGGAAUGGGAAAGUGAGGCACACCAAUAAAUAUUUU